Molecule: messenger RNA, 10060 nt
Organism: Salvelinus fontinalis (brook trout)
Lineage: Eukaryota; Metazoa; Chordata; Actinopteri; Salmoniformes; Salmonidae
Product: oxygen-regulated protein 1-like
Exons: 3
Coding region: 54-8363 (2769 amino acids)
Biological process (GO): photoreceptor cell development; intracellular signal transduction; axoneme assembly
Cellular component (GO): axoneme
Source: RefSeq, a predicted model, not a curated record
AUUUUUUCUUCAUCCAUCUCCCCUUUCUCUCUGUAGCCUAUUAACCAAUCAAAAUGAGUGACGUGGGGGUCACAAAGCCCGCCCAGGACCAGUCCUCAGGGAGUGGGCACACAGUGACCAUGUCACGCCACGCAUAUAUCACAGACCCCAUCGCCUCCAAGCGCAUCUGUUUCUACAAGAGUGGUGACCUUCAGUUCAGUGGCCUGCGCAUGGUCAUCAACAACCGCACCUUCAAGACCUUCGAUGCCCUCCUAGACAGCCUCUCCAAGAAGGUCCCGCUGCCAUUCGGAGUAAGGAACAUCACCACCCCCCGAGGGGUCCAUGCAGUGCACACACUAGAUGAACUGGAGGAUGGGAAGGCCUACAUCUGCUCUGACCAGCGGAAGGUCAAACCCAUCAACAUGGCAGUAGCCAAUAAGAAGCUGCCACCCUGGUACAAUACCCGCCCCAUGAGCGGCAGGCGUCGGGCCUUGCAGCUGGCCAAACAGAACCCUGGCAGGCCCAUGCGCAUAAAUACCCCUGUCAUUGUACGCACACCUAAGAGGUUGAUGGUAUUCCAGAAUGGGGACCCCAGUGUCAAACAUAAUCUGAUGCUACAGAAGAGAACCACUCCCACAUUUGAGGCUCUGCUGGAUUACUUGUCCGAGUUGAUGCACUUUCCUGUGAUAAAACUACACACACCAGAUGGAAGAAGGGUGGAUGGGCUCCCAGCUCUGAUUAUAUGCUCUGGGAUUGUAGUAGCUGCUGGUCGGGAGGCCUUUAAAUCUGGAAACUACAAGACACAAAAAUCUUCUGCUUCAACAUGGCUGCCUGCUAGACGAAUGGCAUCUAAAAGACUAAAGCAACCAGCAUCCCGAAACAUUCUUGCCUCCCAAAAAAUACCCAUCCACCGUUCUACACUCUCUCCUUUGAUCCACUCCAAAGGGAAAAAGAAACCUAUAUCUAGCGGCAAAUCAAAACUUUUCUCCCCAUCGUCAGAGAGAUACUUUGUGAAUCAGAUAAACCACUGCAUUGCAGAAAGUGAGUGUGACCUCCCCAGUAACAAUGCAGAAUCUGUAGAACUGGAGGCUGGCCAUUUUCUGGAGUCAGUGGCUGAAACAGACGGCGACUCCUACCAUGGAGAUAGGGGUGAAGGGGCAGACAACUGCAUGCCAGGUGACGAUGACAUUGAGAAGUCCUUUCGGGUGAACCAGGAUGGCAGCAUGACAGUGGAGAUGAAGGUGCGACUAACCAUCAGGGAGGAAGAAACCAUCCACUGGACCACCACCCUGAGCAGAUCCAGUGUAGCAAACCAGCUCUGUGCGGCUGAGUCUGAGCUGGAGAACAGUUCUCCUGAGUCAAACAUCCUACUACCAACACAACCCAACACCAUGGGCACCAUCAAUGGGUACAAUGUUAAAAAGGAUGAUAAUGAUGAUAAGGAUGAUAUGUCUCCAGAGACCAGCAGACUUACCAGUGUGGAAGUAGACAAUGAGGGUGAUGCUAAAACACAUGUGAGUGUGGUCUCUCCCAGGAGGGCUCCUACCCCAGGACCCAGGAGAUACAGACAGAAGCAGGCCUCAGUGGAGAGCAUCAAAACAAUGUUGGGAGAUGAGAUUCAGGAGAACAUGGUAGGUUCUAACUCCUACAGAGAGACAACUGAGAACGGAGAGGUAAAGGAGGAAUACUGCACGGUCAGACAGUGCAGCAGCAAGCCAGUUCCUAAACCAAGGGGAGUUGGCUCUGUGGAUAUCAACAAUUACAAUAAGACUCAAUCCACUUUUAAAUCAGGCAUGGCUGAGAUCUUGCAGAUCCAAAAUGGCGGGGAGGAAGCCAUAGAAAGUGUAAUGCACAUAUACGAGCAGCAGACCUGUCAGGACAAUUUCCUGGCUAACAGCCAGUACAAUGUCCAGGGUGUGUCCAUAUAUGGGAUGAUGUACGGAAGAACAGCCACCUCUGACACAGCCCACUUGUCCUCCAGUAAUGACUUGGAGCUGGAACUGGGUAGACCCUCUACAGCCUCAAAGUCAAUCAGCGUGUGGAGGGCUGACCAGUCUCUUUCAUCUGAGUUCACCAUCCCCAAGUUUAAGGCUGGAGGAUCUCUCCUACGCAACAGGGUACUAAAUGUCCAUAAAACCUCUCUCUCCAUGCCCACCAAAGAUAAUGACACCCCAGAGUGGGUCUCUGAAGCAAGCAAAGAAAACUCCACCACUGGUGUAAAGAAAGUCAAGAAAAUGUUCUCAAAGCCCAAAGUGAAAAAUAACCAGUUUCGUAAGGUUACAACACCAGACAAAAGACGUAAAGAGGGUAAUGCAAAUGCUCCUGAAAACAAUAAAAGAGUGAAAACUGGGGGAUUUAGCAGCAAUGUAUCCAUAAGGAAAAUGUAUGGACCAAAACCUGCCAGAAGUCUCAUCAAAAACAAAAAGAAACUAAAAGGAAAGGAAAUCAAUUUAAAUAUUGAAAACCCAAAGGAAUCGGCAGUGAAAGAACUAAAUGUUACUGAAAAUAUAAACAAAACUUCAGUUUCAGUAAAGAAGAACGUAUUGCAUGUUUCAUUUCCUACGGAGACCCAGGUGGAGGGAACACUAAAAAGGCAGAGGUCUAUGCACGAGGAGAGAAGGAUUGAUAAAGAGAGUCAUGAUCUGAGCUCUUCUAAUAUCAAUGAAUAUGUUGAGAAUUGGUUAGAGAAAGCCCUCCCAACUGUGUACCCAGACCCAGUGGAGGAAACUCAAAAUGUGGAGACACCAACAAUGUCUCCGGUAGAGACUGAGGGAGACAUUGUUCCAGAUGUAUCAGCAUUCAAUUGUGAAAUGGAUACAGAAGAAGAUGAGCCUUCUUUGUUUAAGGAAAAAACACAAAUACCAAGUAGUCCAUCUUUGGAAAUGACUGCAUUUCCAAAUAGAACAUUUGAAAAUAUAGCAACACAGACCUACCUGGCAUUGGACAACACAACAUUACCAUGUCCUUCUGACCAAUCAUUGCAAAAGACUCCAUUACACAGUGAUACUACACAGGAAAGGUUGCACAUUAAUCCCUCAGUGGAAAAGAGACCUUUCUCCAACGGUCUCUCUGUCUCUCCUACUGCAAUAAUCUCAGUAGAAAAGCCAUCACCAUCUGACAGUCAUUCAUUGGAAGAAACAUCAAUGCCUAAAAAUAUCUCAGAAGAGAAGCCACCAAUCACAAAUGGUCUGUCAUUGGAAAAUAAAUCAGUACCAAAUAGAUCCUCAAUAGAGAAGAACCCAAUCUCAAACAGUCUCUCGCCUGAGAAGACACAACUGCCUGCUAAAACGCAGAUGGAGAAGACACCAUUAUCCAACAAAGACUUAGAUGUGUCUUCCAUAGCUAGCAGUCCUUCAUAUUUCAUGUGUUCAUCACCUAGUAGUCUAGGUGAUGAAGAACAACCCUUAUCAAGCAGUCCUUCAUCAGAUAAGGCUCCAUCACCUACUGGCCAUGUAUUUGAAAAGACAACAUUGUUCAACCACUCCACUCUGAAAGAACCACCAUCACCUAAACUCUUAACAAAAAAGACAAGAUUGGUCAGUAAUCUCACCCUGGAAAAGCAACUAACACUUAGAAAAGCUUUAGCUGAGAAGUCUUUAAUAUCCAGUGAUCCUACUGUGGAAAAGGUGUUGAUGGAUAAGGCACCAAUCUCCAAUGGUCUCUCAUCUGAGAAGACAUCACUGCCUGCUAAAGCCCGGAUAUCCAACAUUGUGUUAGAUGAGGCUCCAUUAGCUAGUAGUCCCUCAUGUUUCAUGUCGACAUCACCUACUAGUCUCACAUCAGAUGAAAGACCCAUAUCACCCACUCGCCAUGUUUUGGAAAAAACAACAUUGUUUAACCACUCCACUCUGAAAGGACCAUCAACACCUAAACUCCCAAUGAAGAAGACACGAUUGAUCAGUAAUCUCUCCCUAGAAAAGCAGCUAUCACUCAAAAGAGCGUCAGUGGAGAAGUCUUCAAUACCCAUUAAUACUACUUUGGAGAAGGCCCAUCUAUCAAAUCCUGUUCAAAUCACAGUAAAAAAAACACAACUACCUAACAGUCACUCAUUGGAAGAGACAUCACUACCAAAUAAGUCCUUACCCAGUGAUUCCACUUCGGAAAAUACCCAAUUAUCUAGCAGUCCUCGACAAGGAAGGACACCACUACCAAGACAUUUCUCUUUGAAAACACCAUUACACAACGUCUCACCUGAAAUUGCAACAUUACCCACAACUCUUGUGAUGAGAAAUGCUCCCAGUAAUCUCUCUUCAGAAAAGUUACCAGUACCUAGUAAUCGCACAUUGAAAAAUAGACUGUCAUCGUAUUCUCAGUCAUUGGAAAUAGUGUCACCACCUAUGAGUCUCAAGGUUAAAAAGAAGCCAGUAUCUAGAAAUCAAUCCCUGGAAAGCAAACCAUCACCAGUAAGUCCCACUUUGAAAAAUACACCUUUACCAAGAAAAAGCCACAAAACACCAUUAUUGCCCAAAUCAACGCCAGUACACCUCAAUUCCUCUAUGAAGAAGAAGCCAAUACCUCCCAGUCCCGCUUUAGUGAAUCACGAAGAGAUGAACAGGGAUGAUAAGCUGAGCAAUUCAAAUCGGGGAGACAGUACCAAAGUAAUAGCAGAGGAGCCCCUAACAAAAACACAGAUACCGUCACACACAGACAAACUUCCUCCCCAGCCAGAUAUGAAACUUGUGCUAGAGAAGCUCUGUUUCUCAAUUCAGUCAAUUAGACAAAUCACACACAACAAUCGUCCAUCUUGUCUUGAAAAGUCAAACAGCUUGCCUGAUUUCUCCUUCCAUGUGGCCUCUACAUUUGGGUCAUCUACUAAAGCUCUCCUUUCUUUCUUAUCUGUUAUUACUUUAAAGGAAAGCUUCACUAACUGGAACAUACCUGAACUGAAUGCAAACAGUGUAAGCUGUGCUGAGGCUUUGAAAAUGAUGGAGUCUCUGAGAGAAAUUGCCAACAUAGAGGGUGCAGAGGAGUUGAAAGGUAGUCUGUCAGAAUUGCAAAAGUCAACUUCCACACAACUGCUUCAAAGUUGGAAGGAUUUCCAGGAACUCAACAGCAAAGUCAGAAGUCGCAGCUCAACACCGAACAGUUCAGAGCACAAUGUCUUGUUUGAGACAUGCCCAGAGAAGGACUUCAUCAUUGAAGAAAAGGCAUUGGAUAUCGAUGAGCUAAUACAUGAGCUUGACUUGCCUGAAAAGCUGAAGGAAGCAUUGGCAGCCCUUCCAACCGGGGUGAGCGAAAGCAUGGAGGGGGAUGAAAUAGAAAUGUCAUUCCCAGAGGAAAGGGUGAAUGCCAAAUCAACUGCAGUCCCUAAGAAAGAGCCUUCAAAUGAUAAUGUGCUUAAUAUUGAUGCUAAUGUUGAUGUUAAAUCCAUCGUUAAAAGAUUUAUAAAUAUUUACUAUCCCAAAGAGGUGACUGAAAACAAGAUGUCACCAAUCACAGAGAGCCAAAGCAGUAGGCAAGAGCAGCCCUUCUCCUCAGAAGAACAAAACUUUAAAGAGGAUUUUACUUGCCAUAGAAGCAGACAGGCAGCGAAUAAGGAAGGUUCUGAACUUGAGCAGGACAACUGGGAAGAAGAGGCUAAAUGUAGCGACAAACAGAUUGACCAUGAUGAAGAACAGAUAUACUCAGACAUAGAGCAGGCUUACAGUUUAGCAUUGCAUGAUGGCUAUUUGGAACUGCAAGCGUGUCCCUUGGAGACCAAAGUGAAUGAUGGGGACAUACAGUCAAGCUAUGUGGAGGAGGAGGAAAGCUUGGAGGAAGAGCAGGAAUACUAUAUUGAGAAUGCACUUGUGGAGCAGGAGAACAAAUGUAUGGAGCUGCAGCUUAGCAAUGAGGACGGAGAGUCCACUGCUGAACAAACCCAGGCUAGCUCAAACCAACAUGAGGAGUCAGAGGUUACACUUGUUGAGUUGAAGGUUAGCAGGGAACAGGAGGAAAGCUUGGAGGGAGGGCAGGAAUACUACAUUGAGAACCCACAUGUGAAGCAGGAGAUCAAAUGCAUGGAGCUGCAGGUUAGCUGUAAGGAAAGCUUAGAAAAAGACCAAGCUAGCUCGGAGGAAGAACAGGAAUGUCAUGUUGAGGACCAACUAAGCUAUGUGGUAUCAGAAAAUAGAUGUAUGGAGGAUAAAUGCUUGGAGGAAGAGCAGCAAUCUCACAUAGAGGAUCAGCCAAGCUAUGUGGGGCUGCAGGUUAGCUAUGAGGAAAGAGUAUCCACCCUCAAGGAGCAGGCUACCUCAGAGGAAGAAUAUGAGUGUCACAUAGAGGAUCAGCCAAACCAUGAGGAGCCAGAGGUCAAAUGCUUGGCGCUGCAGGAUAGCAGUGAGGACGGAAAGUCGACCCCUGAAGAAGACCAGGCUAUCUCAGAUGAAGAGCUGGAACAUCAUGUUGAGAACCAACCAAACCAUGAAGACCCUGAGAUUAAACGUAUGGAUGCAAAGGUUAGCAGUGAGGAAAGCAUGUCUAAUCUUGAAGAACAGCAGGCUAGCUCAGAGGAAGAGCUGGAAUGUCACAUUGAGAACCAGCCAAGUCAUGAAGAGAAGGGGGUUAAAUGUAUGAAGAUGCAGGUUAGUAGAGAAGAAAUAGAGUUUACCCCUGAAGAAGACAAGGCUAGCUUAGGGGAGGAAGAGGAAAGCCAUGAAGAUGACUUGAGCUAUGCAAAUGCACACAUUAACGGGCAGGAUGAGCAGACUCACUUAUGGGUGGAGCAGACUACUCAAAAAGAAACAGAGUAUACUGUCAGAGAAACACUGCCUAGCUUGUUCAAACAGCAUUCUAUUGCUGACAGGAUGGAUAAGGAUAGUGGGAAGAAUGGUGCACAGCAUGUUAGCUUCGAACAACAAACUGAUACAGCAGAAGAAGCAAACUUUGAGGAUAAUCAGUGUAGCUCAGAGGAGAAGCGAGUAAGCUAUGAAGAGAAGCUGUCUGGCUCUGAUGUAGAACAUGUUAGUGUAGAGGAUGAGCCAUACCCAGAGGAGGAGUAUCAGGAAACCUUAGAGGAAGAGCCUUCUGAGGAGGAUAAACAUUAUGAAAAGACUGAAGCAAAAACAACCAACUGUUUUGAGGAACCAUUACCAUCUGUAGCAGAGCGAGUAAAAAUACUGGAUAAGAAGAUUGCUGAUGUAGAGCAAAGGAAAAUCAUUACUAUAGCAACAACUGGCAACAAACCGUUUGGCCAAAUUGAGGUUUCUGCUGUCUCAGGCGGUGAUGAUGUCAAAGAGCAAGACAAAGCUCAUGUGCACACUUUUAAAAGGACAACGUGGCCUAUAAAUACGUCAGAGACUGUAGUCAUGUGCCCCCCAGCUCCACGAUCCUUGUUGGCAUUUAGCUAUGACGGCUGUAUAACUAGAGAGCCUGACGGAAAUAGGGUCAAGUCAAUAAAGGAAUUGUUUAUAGCAAAAAGCGUUGUGGACAUUCAGUACGGACAAACAAGACUACCCAGCCCAAACACCUCAGAUCUGUCUGACAACAGACCGGAGACUUCUGACAGUGGUGGUCAUCGAUCACAGACAUCAACUGAGACGUCCAGUGGUGAGGAUGAUUCAGUGAAGAAAUCCAUCACCAAAUGCGUUGUCAGGAGAACAAUCGAAAGGCUUUAUGGAAAGAAAGAUACCAAUGUCAAAGACCAUGCCAGUGAAAGUCAGCCCCCAUCUCCCCUGAAACCAAAGUCCAGAGAAUUUCCUGGUAAGAUCAGCCUUUCCCCAUUUCAUAAUGCACAGACCAAAGUGAUGUCUGACUUAUCAUACUUCAAUGCCACAAGCUCUGUAGGCACAUACAGUGAUCCAACACGGUGUAUCGCCUUCAAUGCACAGGUCGGGCCUGGAGACUGUUUCCUGAUAGACAAAGACAGGUGGCUCCUCAGAGAGAGCGUGAUCAGAAAGUCUGUCUCAGAGCCUAUUGAUAUCAACAAGAACACAUCUGCAUCAACUGAAGAUGUGUGCAAAGACACAAAAGAAGACGUCCCUUACUCCCUUUUCGGCCACACUGAUUUGGAGGACAUAGUGAAGUCUGUGAAGCCUUUGGUGCCAAAGUGCACCUAUUUCAACCUGCCUCAUGGCUGUGACUCAGACCCGCACCAGGAUGACCUAAGCCCGGUCAGCAAGGGCAGUGCUAAGGGUGAUGUCUCAAAGGACAGUAAAGACAAGACAGAGAAACCAAAACUGUGGGCUGAGAAGAAUGGAAUAGCUUUUGCCCCGACUGACUUCAAGAUGCCAGAUAAUAAAGUGCACCCUCUAAUAGAAGGCCCGGGAGGUGGAAAGGUUGUGGUGGUCCAGCCUGGCAAACGUCAGCCUGGCAAAGGUCAGACAGAUGUCAUGAAAAUCCCACAGGAGCCAGAUGCACUAGAGAUGCUCUACUUCUCCUGUGGCCAGCACUGCCCCAUCCUGUGACUGUGACACACUUAAAUAUGGAUUUUUUUUUACACAGGCAGCUUACAAUCUUACUGAGGGUAUUCAAGGUACCAGGAGAUGUCAUAUACAGUGUCUAUAGAAAGUCUACACCCCUUUAACUUUUUUCAAAUCUUGCUGCCUUAAAAUUUAAUCUUAAAAAGGAUUACAUUAUAUUUCCCCCCUACAGAUCAACACAAUCUUCUCAAAGGAGACACUGGACUGAUCUUAUGGCACAUAUUGUUAGUUGAUCACAUGCUCUAUAAAUGUAUUGUCUGUAAGUAACCCCCUGGUACUUAAUGUUGUAUUGUGUAUUAGCUGUACAGUUCACUUAUCUGUGUAAAUGCAUUUCUCUUGCAUCAUUACAUAAGAGAGUGAACUCAGAAAGCUCCAGAUUUGCAUUUACAAACAUAAUAACCAUGAACAUAACUUGCAAUAACAGAUCAAUUUUAUUACAGUAGUUGUAUAUAGAUGUUUAUGACCUUUCUACAUUUCUGGCAGCUGUGAUUUAUUGUUCUGUUGAGUGUUUCCUCACUUUAUUUUUGUGAUAUGUCAAUAAAGAGUAAAUGCACCUGUAAAUGGAUCAUCUACUGUAGAUUUAAAUUUUCUGUGAAUAUACUGAUUUUAUGGGUGUUCAUGUUUAAUGGCUCAUCAGCAGACCCUGCAUUUGAGGAAAUAAUUUCUUCUAUAGUGUUUGGAAGUAGUCGUUAAUUAUGCUGUAAUGGAGACUGACCUCCUGGUUUUGAUCUUUUCAGAUUUACUGCUGGCCUGUUAGAUCUUUUUCCAUAAAUGUCCAUUCGUUUCCAGCAUUUUUCCUGAUCAGUAUCAGAGCAGCUCUGAGGAUCAACGUAGCUCAGUGUUUUCUCACGCCUUCCUCCUGAGGAAGUAUCCAUGUUGUUCUAAGGUCCUUUUGUUUCUCUGAAGUAACCAUGGAGCAGGCCCGGUGUUGUGACAGGAGAGGCGAGGAAUGCACUAACGGGAGAGAGUGUUUACAUCAAUCCAUCUACAAAGACACAGAAUGAGAGCAUGGUGGCCAGGUUUAAGAUAGACUAACAUAUUGAAGUUAGACAAAAUCCCUUUCAGUUGAGACGGUGGCCAGGUCAGAUCCAUUGAGUUCGAUUAUUUUCUGUACUAGCAUCAGCCAGUCUCAGAGAGCUGAUAUGAAACUCACAGGGAAAUGUGUGACUGACUACUCUAAUACAUGGGAUUGACAGUAAUAGAACACCCACCCAUUCAUGCUGUGGCGGCAAUGACUGGCUCUAAUUAGAACAUUCAACAGCAAGACGGAUAGAAACCUGUCUGUCAAAUAGAGGCACCAUGAAUGAUAAGAUGCCAAACAACUCAACUUCAUGGUAACAUUGGUCUUUGUACUGGCCACCACUGGUCCAAAUAAAACAUGUUGGCAUGUACUAUGUCCACUAGGUGGUAGAAUAAGCCUUCAUCACCCAACCUAAGUCGUGAUAUGUAACCAUGAAGCUUAACUUGUGAAGGUUAUCACAUUAUGAAUGCUACAUUCAUGCUCAAAACACUGAGCUGUGAGACACAUCAACUUAAAUCAAUUCAACCAUAGCAGGGCAGGAUAGUUUUUUUUAUUUUUAAAUAACUAUUUACAUGACAGCUCUUUAUAAAACAAAUGUGUUGUCUUACACGACCCACAAUAUUUCUAAAACAAAAUGUUUCAAAAUGAAGGGCAAUGUGAU